Elgaria multicarinata webbii is the source of this 1475-nucleotide messenger RNA. It is a transcript of the gene GNAI1, whose product is annotated as G protein subunit alpha i1. The transcript is spliced from 8 exons. Gene Ontology annotation, cellular component: heterotrimeric G-protein complex. Gene Ontology annotation, molecular function: GTPase activity; G protein-coupled serotonin receptor binding; G-protein beta/gamma-subunit complex binding. Lineage: Eukaryota; Metazoa; Chordata; Lepidosauria; Squamata; Anguidae. Gene Ontology annotation, biological process: adenylate cyclase-modulating G protein-coupled receptor signaling pathway. The record is from RefSeq and is a predicted model, not a curated record. The coding region runs from base 80 to 1144 and encodes 354 amino acids.
AAACAAAGGAAGGUCUGCUACUUCUUCCCCUCUCUGUUAAUUUUUGAAGUUCCCUUUCCUUAACCCCAGACCCUCCAAGAUGGGCUGCACCCUCAGCGCAGAGGACAAGGCGGCGGUGGAGCGGAGUAAAAUGAUCGACAGGAACCUGAAGGAGGAUGGAGAGAAAGCUGCAAGGGAAGUCAAGCUGCUUCUCUUGGGAGCUGGAGAAUCAGGAAAAAGCACAAUUGUCAAACAAAUGAAGAUUAUCCAUGAAGCUGGUUAUUCGGAAGAAGAAUGUAAACAGUACAAAGCCGUUGUGUACAGUAAUACAAUUCAGUCUAUUAUUGCUAUCAUUAGAGCGAUGGGGAGGUUGAAAAUAGAUUUUGGGGAUUCCAUCAGGGCGGACGAUGCUCGUCAACUCUUUGUUCUAGCUGGGGCAGCAGAGGAAGGCUUUAUGACAGCAGAACUCUCUGGAGUUAUCAAGAGAUUGUGGAAAGACAGUGGUGUUCAAGCCUGUUUCAACAGAUCUAGAGAGUAUCAACUUAAUGACUCAGCAGCAUACUACUUGAAUGACUUGGACAGGAUAGCCCACACUAAUUAUAUCCCGACACAGCAGGAUGUCCUCAGGACUAGAGUGAAAACUACAGGAAUAGUAGAAACUCACUUUACUUUCAAAGAGCUACAUUUUAAGAUGUUUGACGUUGGGGGCCAAAGAUCGGAACGAAAAAAAUGGAUUCACUGCUUUGAAGGAGUUACAGCCAUAAUUUUUUGUGUGGCGCUUAGUGAUUACGACUUGGUUCUUGCUGAAGAUGAGGAAAUGAAUAGGAUGCAUGAAAGCAUGAAAUUAUUUGACAGCAUCUGCAACAAUAAAUGGUUUACAGACACCUCUAUUAUCCUCUUCUUAAAUAAAAAGGAUCUCUUUGAAGAAAAAAUCAAAAGAAGUCCUCUCACUAUUUGUUACCCAGAAUAUCCAGGUUCAAAUACCUACGAAGAGGCAGCUGCGUAUAUCCAGUGUCAAUUUGAAGACCUAAACAAGAGAAAAGACACAAAGGAAAUUUAUACCCAUUUCACAUGUGCCACUGAUACUAAGAAUGUGCAGUUUGUCUUUGAUGCCGUAACUGAUGUUAUCAUAAAGAAUAACCUAAAAGACUGUGGCUUAUUCUAAACAUUUACAUCAAAUUGCUAUUCGUCUUUUUUUUACAUUAACCAAAUGAGUCAUAGCGCUGUUGUUUUUAAGACCAUAAAUACGUUGGUUUUUAUUUGUGUAAUCUGAUUUUUCUGGUCUUGGGUUAGGUUGAACAAUCAGUUAAAAAACAAAGUUUUGAUGGUUUACAUAGUAACAGAUACAAACCAAUGGCCAGACCAAAACAAUACUUGCUUCUUUAAACCAUUUUAUUUAUGUUCGUUGUAUAGAUUUAAAUAAUGUUGGGCAACAAUCAAAACAACUUGAUUGUGUGUUUAGUUGUGACUGUAUGUGUUUUGUUUAUAUAAACAUU